CCGGCGUGGCCCCUAGCGUAGUGUAGGUAGAGUAACUAGAGUAACUAGAGUAGAUGGAUCUUGCGUGCGGUUCGUGAUGUGAUGCGUUGAUAGAUGGAUGGCUCGGUCGCUCGCUCGUUCACCCGUCUGCCCGUCCGUCCGUCCGUCCGUUCGCACGCUCGUUCGUUCAUCCGUUCGUUCGUUGCGUUGCGUCGGUCGUUUGUACCUACACUACAUGAUGUGGUCGCUUGCGCCGGUCGGUGCUGGCAGCUGUCGGAGCCUGAAGGAUUGCUUCUUCUAGAGUAUCAUCACGACAGACGGAGCCGAACCACUCGACUUUGCCGGAAAGAUUCCGCCCAACCAACCGCGUUCGUGCGGGCCGGCACCGGCACUGUCAAAGCAAUUACUUUGUAUUUGCGAGAGACAUUUGGACACUGGAUAACUACUCGCCAAGUGCCAAAGAGGGUAGAGUAUCCACCGUUACUUACGGUACAUACUCGCUCGUACGGUACUAUCAUAGUACGGUAUCAUACUGCCAAUGGGUCUCAGACAUUCAUACCAGCGCUAGAAUGGGGCACGUACUCUGGAGCUAAAAAGAAAACUAAAAAAAAAGUCGAGACGAACUGCUCGUUUCUUCAGGGUCGAUCGGAAAUGCGAGAGAGAGCGAGGGAGAGAAAACGAGGGGCACAGGGUUGCCAGCCAGCCAGCCCGGCCGGCCUACUGCGAUUCCGCUGCUAGAGUUACU
Messenger RNA from Tricharina praecox, 724 nucleotides. RefSeq lists its product as uncharacterized. Bases 94 to 717 code for a protein of 207 amino acids. NCBI's taxonomy places the organism in Eukaryota, Fungi, Ascomycota, Pezizomycetes, Pezizales, Pyronemataceae. The record is from RefSeq and is a predicted model, not a curated record. The transcript is spliced from 2 exons.